Triticum aestivum (bread wheat) is the source of this 977-nucleotide messenger RNA. RefSeq lists its product as uncharacterized. Gene Ontology annotation, biological process: post-transcriptional regulation of gene expression. NCBI's taxonomy places the organism in Eukaryota, Viridiplantae, Streptophyta, Magnoliopsida, Poales, Poaceae. The transcript is spliced from 4 exons. Gene Ontology annotation, cellular component: cytoplasm. Gene Ontology annotation, molecular function: mRNA binding. Bases 128 to 679 code for a protein of 183 amino acids. The record is from RefSeq and is a predicted model, not a curated record.
GAAGCUGCUCAUCACGGCUGUGGGCCGGCGACCCAGACUGCGCGAGCAGCUCGUCGGUCGCUUCGUGCGUGAAGACGUGAUCCAUCGCGGCCGUGGGCACGAACUGAUUGUCCACUGUUUCACCAACAUGGAUUACGAGGCAUCCAAGUUCCUGAUCAGGCACGCCCUGUGCACCAUCGGAUACAUGCUGGAUUCGGCGUCCGGGUUGGCGCGCCUGGCUACAUGCUUCCGGCACGCGAGACCCGAGGAGCGCUGGCGUUUCCAGGGUAUCGUCGUUAAAUACGCCGUAGAAAUGGCCAUGGAACGACACAGCAACUACUUUGUGCAGCUCGUCCUCGACCAUGGCGACAUUCAGUUCAGGUGCGGCCUCGUGUACAAGCUCAUGAUGCAGUUCGCCAGCCUUUCCCUCCACCCGCACGGGAACUACCUCGUGCAGCACUGCGUCCGGAACAGAAGGACUGGUUCGCCACAGCACGAUCUGCUGCCCAUCGUGCUCAGUGCUUGUAAUCGCCAGAGCAUAAGAGAACUCCAAGGGCUGGUGCAGACCCCCCCUGCCACCUUCGUCCUCCACACGCUGCUCCAGACAGGCGAAGCUGUAACUCACUCCCGGGAGUUGACGCAGAACCUGGAGCGGAAAAUCAACGACCUCCUCUGGCGUGCCCGGAGAUACCGUCGCUGAUGGUGAUGAGCUGCGUAAGAGGGUGCGAUGGUAAUGGGCGCCGUCGUCUUAGGUUCGCCCCAUCAGAUUACCUUACGAUCAUGUGCUCUGUUGCCUGCAUUUUUUUUCCCGAUAGGCCGCUAGAUGCAUGAUAACUGUCUUUCGCGCGUAUCCACUGUUGUCGAUCUGGAACCAGCUCUCUCGGAUGGUUACCGUGCAUGUAUGUACCUGAUGCGAUAUGCAUGUUGCUGGAACUUGGUCUUAUCUAGCCUGACUGAGGAUGUUCCUCUUCCCUCUUUGAUGUGAAUCUAGUGUGUGU